UCCUCAAAUGCUAAAUGUUCCACCAUGUUCAGCAGCUUGUCUCUAACUGUGUCUGUUUUCAUGUAGCUUUUUCCUUGAAAAUGUCCAGACAGAUAAACAAAGAGCUGAAAGUCACAUUGAAGCUCUGUAAAGUUUCUCUUCGGAGACAACUUUCACCGCUCCACAGUAAAAUGAUCUCAGUUCCUGUUGGUCUGCUGAGAUCACCAGAAGCAGCAGGAGGCUGAUUGACGAUCAAUGUCCGCUACAAGGUGAUCAGAUCAUGUGGAUCAUUAGCCUCCGUUUGUUUUACUAAGUGCUGCGAGCGCUCAAUCAGAAGUAACUGAGUCUCUCAUUGUGUGCUGACUGAACUGUUCACACACACACACAGAGUGGUGGGCGUGUCCAGGUGGAGGUGAUGGAGUAUAAAAUGAGCGGAGGCCUUCUAUUCGUCCUCACACCAACCAGCCUUCAGCUUAACAACUCCUUCUCCUCAUCACAGUCACCUGGUCCAUCUCCUCCUCCUCCAGCUCUAUAGUUUUCAUCCAAUAUGGCGGCUCUGUGGCUCCAGUCUGUCUCUCUCCUGGUCUUACUGGUCGUAUCAUGGCCGGGCUCCCAGGCCGCUGCACCCCCACAGCACCUGUGUGGCUCCCACCUGGUUGACGCCCUUUACCUGGUCUGUGGAGACAGAGGCUUCUUCUACAACCCCAGGAGAGAUGUUGACUCUCUGAUGGGUUUCCUCCCACCUAAAGCAGGUGGAGCUGCAGCGACGGGCGGCGAGAACGAGGUGGCAGAGUUCGCCUUCAAGGACCAGAUGGAGAUGAUGGUGAAGCGAGGCAUCGUGGAGGAGUGCUGCCACAAACCCUGCAACAUCUUUGACCUGCAGAACUACUGCAACUGAACGGUGCUUAGCCUGGCUCUGGUUAGCCUAGCCUGGCUUAGCAUUGCUUAGCUUCUUGGCUAACUUAGCCUGAACUGAGAGCUGAGAAAAUGGAUGAAAUUAUUUUUCCUAGAAAAUAAAGUUUUGUGAAUUGAGA
Messenger RNA from Acanthopagrus latus (yellowfin seabream), 1013 nucleotides. RefSeq names its product insulin. NCBI's taxonomy places the organism in Eukaryota, Metazoa, Chordata, Actinopteri, Spariformes, Sparidae. The record is from RefSeq and is a predicted model, not a curated record. Gene Ontology annotation, molecular function: hormone activity. Bases 527 to 877 code for a protein of 116 amino acids. Gene Ontology annotation, cellular component: extracellular region. The transcript has 3 exons.